UCACCUUUUUUUCUCGAGCAUAAUGAAACCAUUACUCCCCCAAGCCUUGUAAUUUAUUUGGUAUAUACGUCCAAUUCAUAAAAUUGAUAAAAAAAAAAAAGAAAAAAAAAAUCAAUAGAACCCAAUUAAAACGGAACUGGAGUCUGGAGACCUUUCAUUAGUAUGGGGGGUGUUCGAAACAGAGGACUAUUUCCGCAGAGUUAGCAAACUCCCUCAAACUUACACAACAGCGAAAGUGCGAAUCACUAAAAUGUUGUCAUCCUCAACCUCAACGAUCACUUUCAUUUUUAGGUAUUCUCUUCUCCAAAUCCCUAAUUUUGUUUCCUUCCCUUCCUCUUCAUCCCUUCACUCUCAUUCUGAGCCCCCAUCCCUUCGCCACGUUGAUGAAGCUGUUGAUUCCUUCACUCGCAUGCUCUCUAUGCGUCGCCCUCCAUCAAUAAUCCAAUUUAACAAGAUUUUGGGGUCUCUUGCCAAGACCAACCAUUUCCCCACCGCCAUUUCCCUUUUUCAGCAAUUGCAAGCCAGAGGAAUCGCUCCCGACUUAUUUACUUUGAGCAUCGUAAUUAAUUGUUGUUGCGGCGUGGGUCGUAUGACGCUUGCUUUCUCUGUAUUGGCCAAGAUUUUCAGAAUGGAUUAUCAACCUGAUACGGUAACAUUGAAUACACUCGUUAAAGGCCUCUUUCUCUGUGGUAGUGUUGAAAAAGCAGUGCGCUUUCAUGACAGAGUGCUGUCUCAUGGAUUUCACUUUAAUCAAGUCACUUAUGGGACCUUGAUCAAUGGGCUCUGUAAAACCGGACGCACGUCAGCUGCUAUUCAAGUGUUGAGAAAGAUCCCACGGUAUGGCAUUGCUCCUAAUGUCUUCAUGUACAGCGCAAUUAUUGAUAGCCUCUGCAAGGAUACACUUGGCUCCAAUAAUAGUACGAAAGCUCCAGCAUCUUUGGUGGGGAGGGGUCCUCAUCCCCGUGGGGAUUUUGCGAGUUCCGUUAAAACUCCGGAUAAUCUCAAUAGAUAUCCAUGGGUUCAAGGUUUUUGGCCAUCCUUAUAUACAACAUAUAAUGAACUAGUGAUUCAACUAUUCAGAUUGUUAUAGAAUUCAUAUUCAGGAAUACUAUCUUCUUCAAUUCUGCAGAAUCUAUCCUGCUUUCUUUGCAUCAAAAAAAUGUUAAUACAUUGAUGAAGAUACUGUAAUAUGGCAAAAUGAUCAAAGAAUUAAAGAAUCAUUGAAUUGCUCUAUGAUAUCUCUAAGUACAUGCGUUUUGGUUGCAAUUGAUGAAAUGAAAUCUCAUAAUAUAAUCUCAUCAAGCAAGCCCCCAUCCCAAAAACAAUAAUAAAAAAAA
Molecule: messenger RNA, 1337 nt
Organism: Arachis ipaensis
Lineage: Eukaryota; Viridiplantae; Streptophyta; Magnoliopsida; Fabales; Fabaceae
Source: RefSeq, a predicted model, not a curated record